Molecule: messenger RNA, 1856 nt
Organism: Hyla sarda
Lineage: Eukaryota; Metazoa; Chordata; Amphibia; Anura; Hylidae
Gene: RAD51C
Product: RAD51 paralog C
Exons: 9
Coding region: 182-1270 (362 amino acids)
Biological process (GO): meiotic DNA recombinase assembly; reciprocal meiotic recombination; DNA repair
Cellular component (GO): Rad51C-XRCC3 complex; Rad51B-Rad51C-Rad51D-XRCC2 complex; replication fork
Molecular function (GO): ATP hydrolysis activity; ATP binding; four-way junction DNA binding
Source: RefSeq, a predicted model, not a curated record
GAGCCAGCAGGUGGCGCUCAUUGUUGCAGUCACGUUACAGGAAAGAAUCUAUAGCAGUUCGGGCUGCAGUAGACACUAUGCUGAGCCGGCUUCCCGGAACAUGCCGCCUGCACGGGAACCGCCUCGUCCUCUGAUCGCUACGGGGGUGCAGCGCAGGAGCCUGACGGGGUGACUGGCCAGCAUGCAGCGGGAAGUUGGUUCCUUUCCCUUGGCGCCUUCUGUAAGAGCCCGGCUGAUCGCUGCCGGCUUCCAUACUGUGCAGGACGUAGUAGACGUGAGAGCCAGUGAUCUCGCCAGAGAAGCUGGAAUCUCUGAAGAGGAUGCUGUGAAAGUUUUGCAGAUUUUGAGGAGAGAAAAACAAAGUAGCACAUCGACGACCAUGAAACACACCGCUUUGGCAUUACUAGAACAGGAACAAGCUGAAGCAUCCAUUGUAACGUUCUGCUCGGCAUUAGAUGACAUUCUUGGUGGUGGUGUGCCGUUGACUAAGGUCACAGAAAUUUGUGGACCUCCUGGUGUGGGAAAAACACAAUUAUGUAUGCAGCUUGCUGUUGAUGUACAAAUCCCAGAGUGCUUUGGAGGUGUUGAUGGUGAAUCUGUGUACAUUGAUACAGAGAACAGCUUUAGAGUGGAAAGACUGGUGGAGAUUGCCAAUGCUUGUGUUUUGCACUGCAAUCUUAUAACACAGGCACAUAAACAAGAUGAUCAGAAAAUAGCCAUGCAGAGGUUUACUCUCAACAACAUACUGUCACACAUGUAUUACUUCAGCUGCCAUAACUAUGCUGAGCUUCUUGCACAGAUUCUUGUCCUUCCGGAUUUUAUGGCCCAGCAUUCAAAGAUCAAACUGGUUAUCAUUGACAGCAUUGCAUUUCCUUUUCGACAUUCCUUUGAUGACCUUUCCUUACGGACACGCCUCUUGAAUAUGUUGGCACAGCAGCUAAUAGACAUUGCUAACCAACACAGACUAGCAGUGGUAUUAACCAAUCAAAUGACCACAAGAAUUGGAUCUAGCGAGUCACUACUUGUACCAGCUUUAGGUGAAAGCUGGGGUCAUGCGGCUACGAAUCGUAUAAUUCUUCAGUGGGAACAUUUGCAAAGAUUUGCUGCAUUGCACAAGUCAUCAAGCCAGAAAGACAUCACUGUGCAAUUUCAAAUAACGUCAAAAGGUUUUCGGGAUGUACAAGCUGUUGAGCCUGAGACAAGUUCACCAAAAUCUGAAAUGAACCCACGCAAGCGCCCAAGGGAAUACGAUAAAGAACACCAGCCUUAAAUUCGGAUUUCAUAGACUAUAAAAAGUGCCUGGAUUUCAUAAGACAUUUUUUUUAUCUACUCUGAAAAAUUAUUCAUAUUUUGUCUGUGCACAAAAGAAUAAAUGUACCAAAAUGUUUUAUUUAUAUCAUCGCCAGUUACACUAUUGAACAAUGCACUAAGAUCUUUUUUUUUUAAAGAAAUUAAGGUAUAAAUGUUAACUUUUUAACAAUUUGAACCUUCAAAAUAACAAAUAUUAGUAUGUUCUAAUAUUGUCCUCAAAGGUUUUUUUGUAUUUGAUUAAAGAUAUAUUACUCAGUUUUUUAUACUGAUUUCCAUGUGUUGAUAUGAUGGUAGAAAUGUUCUUCGACCUACAGAUUUUAAAAGUAAUAAUCUGAAGAACAUUUUUGCAAGGUAAAUGUAAGCAUUGAUAAACACUUGUUAUUUCACAAGGCCAUGGAUAGGCAUUUUACAAACAACAUGAAGGAAGUAAAGCUAAGUUUCCAGGUUUUUUUUCAGGCAGUUUUUGGAUAUCUGCCACUGCAGUUUUUGAGCCAAAGUCAGAAGUGGAUCCAUAAGGGAGGGGAAGUAUAAGUCAUUCCUUUAUA